This is a messenger RNA of Rhinolophus ferrumequinum (greater horseshoe bat), 3602 nucleotides long. It is a transcript of the gene FAM222B, whose product is annotated as family with sequence similarity 222 member B. The coding region runs from base 353 to 2023 and encodes 556 amino acids. Lineage: Eukaryota; Metazoa; Chordata; Mammalia; Chiroptera; Rhinolophidae. The record is from RefSeq and is a predicted model, not a curated record. The transcript is spliced from 3 exons.
UAGGCAAGGUAUUCCAGAGGCCUCAGCCCUGGGGCAGCCGCCAGAGCCUUUAAGCUUAACAAGUCUUCGAGGCCAGCGGCCAUGUCCACUUGAGACCAGGGAAUCAGGCACUGAAGAAGACGCCCCCGGAGCGGACUGCGCAGGCGCAGGCUGCCCGAGAGGGCCCCGGCACGCCAGGCUGCGCAGGCGCAGAAGCCGCUCCCGGCGAGUCCCGACGGCGGCGGCGGCGAUUGAGGGGCUGGGGCGUGGAGCUGCUGUGGCGGCGGCGGUCGGCAACCGAGCAGCCAUGAGGGCCGGGCCCAGUCACCGACAUGUGAGUGACUGCCCCAUGUGGUGUUGAUGCCGGUCUGCCAUGCUAGCCUGUCUCCCAGGGCCAGGUGACCUGUCCUUUCAGCUUCUUUCUCACACGCAGAUGAACACUGGACUUCAGAAAUGGGACACUACACAGAAAAUGAGAACUGCUCACUGUCCUACCCCAGCCGAAUUGGACGCGUAUGCUAAGAAGGUCGCAAACAACCCACUGACUAUAAAAAUCUUCCCCAACAGUGUGAAGGUUCCCCAGCGGAAACACGUUCGUCGUACUGUGAACGGCCUCGACACAUCAGCCCAGCGCUACAGCCCCUACCCGACUCAGGCUGCCACCAAGGCAGGCCUGCUUGCCAUUGUCAAAGUGCCAGCCAAAAGCAUCCUCAAGGACUUUGACGGCACCCGAGCCCGGUUGCUCCCUGAGGCCAUCAUGAACCCCCCAGUGGCACCCUAUGCUACUGUGGCACCCAGCACUUUAGCCCACCCCCAGGCCCAGGCUCUGGCCCGCCAGCAGGCCCUGCAGCAUGCACAGACCCUGGCCCACGCCCCUCCCCAGACGCUGCAGCACCCUCAGGGUAUCCCGCCGCCCCAGGCGCUGUCCCACCCUCAGAGCCUCCAGCAGCCUCAGGGCCUGGGCCACCCCCAGCCCAUGGCCCAAACCCAGGGCUUGGUCCACCCUCAGGCCCUGUCUCACCAAGGUCUCCAGCACCCCCCCAAUCCCUUGCUGCAUGGAGGCCGGAAGAUGCCAGACUCAGAUGCCCCCCCGAAUGUGACCGUGUCUACCUCAACGAUCCCCCUUUCCAUGGCGGCCACCCUGCAGCACAGCCAGCCCCCGGACCUGAGCAGCAUCGUGCACCAGAUCAACCAGUUUUGCCAGACGAGGGCCGGCAUCAGCACUACCUCAGUGUGCGAGGGCCAGAUCGCCAACCCCAGCCCCAUUAGUCGCAGUCUGCUCAUCAAUGCAAGCACCCGGGUGUCGACCCACAGCGUCCCCACUCCAAUGCCUUCCUGUGUGGUCAACCCCAUGGAGCACACCCAUGCGGCCACAGGCCCUGUCAACCUGCCCACGGGCAUCUCUCGAGCCCCCACUGGCUACGCUAGCGACCUCAAGCCAGUGGCCUGGAACCAGCACCAGCUGGCCCACCUCCAACAGAUGUGCAGUGAGGCUGGUGGGACGCCGGCCCCGGGCCUGACAGGCAAGCACGCUGCCGGACGCGAGCUGGCAGGGCCUGGCUUUGUGGGCAAGGCGCCCGCCUACCCGCAGGAACUCUGCCUGGCGCAGUCUUUCCAUCUGAAGCCACCCCUGGAGAAGCCAACCCCCUCCCCACCAGUCAACGGCCUGGCAGCCCCACUGGCCUACCCCAAUGGUCACUACUUCCAACCCCUGUGGAACAACAUUCUGCCCACUCCCAAUAGCGACAGCUCGGGGUCUCAGGACCUCCCUAUGCCGUUCCAUGGUGGGCAGCCCACAGGUGCACCCCUCGACUGUGCAGCGGCUGCUGGGGCGCACUACCGAGCAGGGACCGGGGGCGGGCCCGUGGCGAGCCAGAACAGCUUGAUGCAGACGGUGGAUUACCUGAGUGGGGAUUUCCAGCCGGCCUGCUUCCGUGAACAGAGCCUGGCCGUGCUGAGCAAGGCCCACCGAGCCCCCGGCAGCCGCGCCCCCGACCCCACAGAUAGUCGAAGUCUUCAUAUUCAGCACCCUGGGUAUAGAUAGGUAGCCCGGCGCCCGCCACAAGCUACACAUCACAUCACCCUCCUAGGUUUAGUCUGACUUUUGAGUAAUUGGAUAGUUUCCAAGUUUUGCUGCUCCAAUGUGAUCAUUCUUAGACGUCUAAGAAAGAGAAUUCGGUGGGAUCUCAUUGAGGACGGGGGGUGGGAGGGUCCUCUGCCCUCAUUCUCCCCUCCACCAGCUCCAGCAGCCUUUGGGUUUAUGUUAGGACCUAAUCCCAACCCCAGGCCUUUUCUCUCUGCUGCCUGCCUAUCAGUCCUGUCCUUCUGUCUGUCAUCCGCCCAUCCGUCCUGCACACUGCUGUGCGUUUCGCACUAGCUGCCUCCUGUCUUCCUGCUCUGCCUGUUUCCCUUAGGACUGAGGUGUGAGCUGACGGAAGGGUCCUAUGCGAGAGAGCAGUAUGUGCCCAGCCCGAAGCUAAGGCUCUCCCUGUCUGUCUCUGUCUCUGGGACUAAGAAGCCAGACUUCCCAAGGGCUCUGGAAGCUAAUUCCUUAUUCACCCAAAGACCUCAAAUCAAAACUGACCGGUCUUCUUCUCUCAGCCCUCCUCCAGUCCUCAAGGCUUUGUUUUACAUCUAAUUGAUCACAGGGCCGCUGCACUUGCCCUUGCCACACUCCUCAAGGGCACCUGCAGGCACGUGGCUAUAGCUUUGAGGGGGGGGUGGGGGGAGGUCUGCUUGGUUCCUGACUCCCGUUUCUAGCCCUAGAGAAACUCAGUGACCUCCAGGAUAAGAUCCCUUUCUCACUAUUGGCUCUCUCCUAACUCACCCCCACUCCACCCUCAAGCAAAACAAAACAAAACACUGAUCUUACUUGAGGUAUUAGGUAGGUAAGGGAUGAUCACAUUGGAGUUUGGAAUUAAAAACACCAAAAAAACCAAAAAAAAAAACCACACAAAAAAAAAACAAAAAAAAAUCAUUUGGUUCUCUACACUGGCUAAGCAUAUUGCUCUACACUGUAAUUUUAAAUGUCAUGUUUCUGUAUGAAUGUCGUGUGGGUUUGAGUAGCCUUGUGAGUGGCCCCACAGGUACUUUCACCCGCUAGUCACCUCCUUUUGCAGCCCCUCAGUUUGAUGAAGAAAGAGAAACACAAAGCCUUAAGCUCUUUGAAUUCUUCCUUUACCAAGUGAGCAUGGUUCUAACAGCCGGAGACGGGCCUAUAUUGGAAACAGCCCCUCCUGCCCCCCCGCCCCCCCAUCCAUUCUUCUCGCACACCCUCUUCAUGCUCAACACGUCUCAUUCCCAAGUGACAAUUAGUUGGCUAGAAAUUUAAAACUCUUCUGUAACUUUAAAACUUAGAUUAUGCUUUGUUGUAAUUUUUUGCACCCUUCUGUUAAAGAUGCAUAGUUGAGCUCUGCUUUUUUUUUUUGUUUUUAAACCAAAUAAGCCCUUACUUUUCCUCUUGUCUCUGGGGAAUGUGAGCUGAUGUUCUUAUUUAAAAUUUUGGGUUUUGUUUACUAUACUACCCACUGUUCUUUAGCCAGAAAUUCUCUAGUGAUCUGAAGCAAUGUGACUGAAGACCAGUUUUUAAAUUAUGUGUUGGCAAGUUGCCUUAUAUUUAAAAA